GACAGUAAAUUUAGAUGCCUUUAGCAUUCGUUUACAACCAGAAAGUUUUUAAUAUCGUAUCAAACAUUCAAAUAUAUUAAAUACGAAAAAAUGUUUCCCGCUGGUUUGUUUGCCCGUACACAAACCGUAAAUCUAAAUUACGCACUAUGUUCUAAUAGACGUUACUCAGAGACGAAGAGCAGCUUGCCGAAUGUCUUCUUGUUGGGCGGCGGAUUAGGAAAGAUGCAAGGUGGCAUAAAGGAAGAGGAAUAUUUUAGCUCAGUCAAUCAAGGACUGAUGUGCAACAUACGCAAGCACAUCGAAACAUCUAAGAAUGCGGACCAUUUACGCAAAUGGGAGGAAUACCAACGAACACUAGAUCACGCAGCCCUCUAUAAUACCACAUGUAUGAACAAAUACAAGGACCUACACGAAGAGGCCUUCUUCAUGAACGAGAGCACCGAAUGCUUAAAGGCCCUGCAUAAUCGCGAAAAGGACAAUGACUCCGGCGAUGAGGAGCCUUAGACUGCAGUUAAAUCUGCAAUCUAGUUUAUAAAUCGUAUAUACAACCGAUGUGGACACUUGAAUAGUUUUUUUUUGUUACUUAAAUUUCGUUAUCUCUGCUCAAUUCAAAAACAAAACCGGUUACUAUUCAAAUUAAAUUAAAUUCGGACCGUUAUAGUCAUUAGUGAUUGAGACAAGUUGGCAUCCUCGACAAUGCAAUGGAAAACAAAACUAAAAUAACGAACGCGCAGCUGAGUUUUUCAUAAUACCUUGAAAUAAAGAGCAUUAUUCAUCA
Drosophila montana is the source of this 778-nucleotide messenger RNA. RefSeq lists its product as uncharacterized. The transcript has 3 exons. The record is from RefSeq and is a predicted model, not a curated record. The coding region runs from base 91 to 504 and encodes 137 amino acids. NCBI's taxonomy places the organism in Eukaryota, Metazoa, Arthropoda, Insecta, Diptera, Drosophilidae.